GUUUAUGCGUCUAAUCUUUGUAUAAACAGGAAAUUAUUUAAAACUUGAGAUAGUUUCGCAUACCAUUUAUGUUAGAGCUAUAUUGAUCAUAGCCUUCAUAUUGCACAGCCGUAAGCAUGUCAAAAUCAACCAUGUUGAUCAAGGCGUGCUAAAUAAAGAAGUAUGUCGAUUAAUACUGUUCUAUUUAAAGCGUUUUGUAAUUUUCUUUAAGCUAGGACGUGUAAAUAAUGUUAUCAUCAUUUACAGCGUGUGUCUCAUGGUCACUAAACUAGUAUGAUAAGUGUAACGUACCACUGAUACUGUACUUAUAAGGUCAAACUAAACGGAUUUGAUAUAAAAUAGAAUACUACAAAGUAUACAUUCACUAAUGGUUUGCCUUAACAAUAAUAGAUCGAUUAACUUGUUACUCAUUUCUGAGGUAUAUAACAGACAACUAGAAUGUGUUAAUAUCAAAUGACUACUUGUUAAAAUGCCUGUGUUGAAGGAAAUUGCUUUUGGAUAUAUAGAUGGAACUGAGCAGGAAAGUUACUGUCUUGAUCUUUAUUUACCUGACAAUGUAAAGACAGACGAUGAUGUGCUGCCUGGACCGUUUUCAAUCGGAGCAUCUCCUCUUGAAACCGAAACUGAAAUAAAGAGAGGGGACUUAAACGAGGCUGUUGAUGAAUCAAAGUUAAAAUAUGCAAAGUAUUACUGUGAGCUUCCAGAAGAGUGCCAAAAUACAGUUUCGGAAACAGAUGCUUACAAUGUGGAAAGUGACAGCUUCGAAACAACUAAAAGACACAACAACUCAGUGACUGACCCCAAAGCGAACACAAACAUAGAUGCUAAGAUACCUUUUGCUGUAUUUGUUCAUGGUGGCGGAUGGCGUCGUGGAGGAAAGAAUUCCUGGAAACAUUUCCUGUUUUACGAUGUCAAUUUCCUCGUUGCCUUUUUGCAGUAUUUUCUUGGAACUUACGGCAACGUAGGGGAGACUCUGUCUGAUAAUAACAUCGGAUGUGCGGUCAUUUCGUACCCUCUCACCGAACUGGGGAUGCCAGUGCUGCUUUUGGAGAUGGUAUUGUCUUACGUUCAGUGCUGUCUUUGUACGAUGUUGCUGAGUAUACCAAUUUCUUUGUUUGGAUUUAUAAUUCGAACAAAGUUUGUACCACAUCAGUUCAAUUGGGAAAUUAAUGAAACGAGUUCAUUUGAAAUGGAUAUUUGGAAACAAUAUAUUUUGACAGUUUUCCUAGUGACAAAUCUUGCUACUUUGACUUUGCUUGCAAUGAAAAACAUUUCCAAACGGACGCGGACUUCAUCGUUUAUCAUAAUGACUGUUUUUAUAUUGAUAGUCUCGCUGCUUUUGGUCAACAACAUUUCUUUAACCUUUAUGGUAAUAUGUACCGUCAUUCUUAGUCAAAGCCUUAUCCUACACCAGCGUUUACACCGACGGAGACACAAGCACGAUCAUCAGUCGGACGCUGUCGCCCUUGCAGUCAGGUGGUCUAAAGAAUUCUGCGAGCGAUCUGAUAUUGCAGAUUCUUCACAACUUUACCUUAUUGGACACUCGGCAGGAGGACACCUGGUUACUCGAACAGUCCUUGACGAAACUGUUCUAAGUCGAGUCGGAUGCUGUCCUUCUGAUAUUAAGGGUGUGGUUUCGAUAUCUGGUGUGUACGAUCUUCUUUGCCUUAAAAGUCCUUUGCUGCGACAAGUAUAUUUAACACCGACAUUUGGUGAAGAUUGGGUAAACUGGCGGGAGACAUCACCUACAAACCUUGCUGAAAGGCUGGAUAAUUCACAAGAGACGAGACCGUGUUUCUUGUUGCUUAGUGCUGCAAAAGAUCCAUUUUUGAAAGAGCAAGCAUUAGGCUUUUGUAGAGUUUUGAAAGAGAAGCAAUUUCAGUGUGAUCAUUUCGAAAUUACUGGUACCAAUCAUUUCAGUAUUGUAACAGGAUAUAAAACUGUCAAAGGAUCAACUUUUCAUUUUGUUCUUGAGUUUAUUCGUUAAUGAUCUACGCAUGUGUAAUAGUUAUGAACAUGUAAUGUCUGCGUUGAUAUCAUAUACAUAUGAGAGGUCGUCUGGUUUAGUUUAAUGCUUUGUGUCUUAAUGAUUUACAUAACUGAUAAAAUUCAUGAUCCAUCAUAUGCAAGCGUGAUAUGCUACCGAUCGGUCGAUUAUCGUACAUCGUUUGUCUUAAAACCACUAACGAUAUUUGAAUGCUUUCAUUUUAGUUCAUUUUCCGAUACAAUGCACUAUCAUCUGGCAUUCAUCUCUUCUCUUCACCUACGGAGGAUAAACAAAAUAAACUAAGAUUAGGUGUUUUUCAUGUACUGGCUUCUGUGCGGAAAAUGCACGGCUGUCUAUUUUUGUCAAACUGACCAUUCAUAACAACAGAAUACUUGUCAUCAGUGUACUUUAAGUACAACAUUCAUAUUUCGUUUUAUCUAGAAAUGUCUAUGCCGUUGAAAGCAAAAAUGUUUUAAAUGACAUAAAAUAACGAAACAGAUAGAACCUUUUCGCUUUUAUUCCUCACCGUUUCGUUGUGUUGAGCUAAUUAAAAGGGUAACUAUAUAUUGUCAUGUGUUUGCAAGAGUAAAUGUUCUUUAACCGUGUAUAAAAUAUUCCAAAAUGAAAUGCAAUCCUUUGUUGUCGAGAUAUAAAAACAAUAUGGGGUAACAUUUUGUUUUCAUUUGUGCUGUAAAUAGGUGCAUAUCUGAACAACAUUUAAGAAACUUUUAAAAACUGUGUUUAUUUCAUAACGUAUUAUGUAACAGUGAUGCACAAACGUAUGGUCAUAUAAUCUAAUUCAAAAGCAAUUCUUUAUACAUGAAACAAUGUUGUUGUUGGUUUAUCCUACACUUUAGUACCUGUGAUUUGUGUUCUGUUUUGCUGAGCUUAUAAAAGGGCAACCAACGGUGAAAUGGUAUUGCCAUUUGUUCACAAGAGUAACUGAUCUUUAACUGUGUACAAACUAAGUUUUCAAUAAUGCAAUAUAUAUGGCCCACACUUAGUUAUGUAAAUUUACCAUGAAUUCAUGUAACACUGAUAAUUAGUACAUUUGUCUAGCUAUUUGGGUAGUAUUUACAUCAUUUAGUAUUAAAUAUUUGUAUUUUGAAAAUAACUAUCUUGACGUCACUAAAUUCACUUUUCAAAUUUUGUUUCAUGCCUCAUGCAGCCUGUAUAUAUUUUUCAUCUAACAGGCACAUUGUUUAAAAAUAUAAUAGUCUAUUUUUGUCAGUUAAUAAAUAUCUUUUGAGAUUCUAAACUUGUUUUUAAGUUCAAUAAACUGACCAUCUUAGGCUAAGUAAAUCACUUACCCCUUUUAUUAUAUUAAUUGAUGUCAGCCUAUCGUACCUUUUUCUUCAAUACGGUAGUACCUAUUGAGAUCGAAUAAAUGAUUUUUCUUAGUUAGCAGCCUUAAUUUUAGAUUGUUUUAUAGUGACAAGUUAAUUUAAUGAUGCUUGUGCAAUCUGAGAUCUGUAUGCUAUUGUUAAAAGCUUUGUAUUUUAAAUAAAGCUAAAUUCGAGAAAUAAAACACAACUAUAUACAUGUUAGUAUAAGACGAUCUUUAUUAUUAUUCAGCUGCUUUCGGGAUAAAACUCCUCGACGACCCGUCAACUCCGCAACCUCACAUUGGCACUCUUAACAACGGCAUUUGUACUGUAAAUACGUGCAUAUCUGAACAACAUAUAAGAUGCUAAUAACAUCAAAUGGGUGUAUUUUUUUAGUAAGUAUUGACCAUGUUACAGUUAUUACGACGUACAAACGUAUGAUAGAACCCUGACCCCAACAUCACAAAAGUACUCGGGUCAAAUAAAAAUAUAAACUUAUUUUCCCUCAUCAAAUCAAAGAAUGAUUCGAACCCUUGUAUGUUUUUACAAUAAUGUUGAUAAAAAUAUAGAUUAUGUUGACAAAAACAUUUUGUCAAUACUUCAAAUAGAAAUUAUUCUAGAGCCAAAUAUAUAUUCGAGUUAUUGUUAAAAAUCAAAAGGUGUAAUGCAUGUACAAUUUCAAAUAACUUUCAAUGUUAUGUGAUAACAUGAGAUGUGUCUGAGAUUAAGAUUUCACUGGAGUAGUUUUGUAAUAUUGGGGUCUGAUCACUUAAUUAAAAGCAAUUAUAUAAACAUGAAAGAACGUUGUUAUUGUUUUAUCCGAAACUCUACCUGUAUUUUUGUUCUGUUUUGAUGAGCUAAUAAAAGGGUAACCAACGGUGAA
Messenger RNA from Mya arenaria, 4195 nucleotides. RefSeq lists its product as uncharacterized. The record is from RefSeq and is a predicted model, not a curated record. Lineage: Eukaryota; Metazoa; Mollusca; Bivalvia; Myida; Myidae. The transcript has 2 exons. The coding region runs from base 470 to 1987 and encodes 505 amino acids.